Molecule: messenger RNA, 526 nt
Organism: Hylaeus anthracinus
Lineage: Eukaryota; Metazoa; Arthropoda; Insecta; Hymenoptera; Colletidae
Product: 40S ribosomal protein S15Aa
Exons: 4
Coding region: 96-488 (130 amino acids)
Biological process (GO): translation
Cellular component (GO): cytosolic small ribosomal subunit; ribosome
Molecular function (GO): structural constituent of ribosome
Source: RefSeq, a predicted model, not a curated record
CGGUAGCGUGGUAACACUGAUUCGGAACUUCUCUUUUUCAAUCGUCUAAUCGAGCGUGUACGUUGCUGUGAUAAACAAAAUUGUAAAUCGCAGUCAUGGUGCGUAUGAACGUUCUUAGCGAUGCUCUCAAAUCCAUUAAUAACGCUGAGAAGCGUGGAAAGAGACAGGUACUCUUGAGACCAUGUUCAAAAGUGAUCAUUAAGUUUCUAACUGUUAUGAUGAGAAAAGGAUACAUCGGAGAGUUCGAAAUCGUCGAUGACCAUCGCAGCGGCAAAGUUGUAGUAAAUCUUAGCGGAAGGUUAAACAAAUGCGGUGUUAUUUCCCCUAGAUUUGAUGUUCCAAUUAACGAUAUCGAAAAGUGGACAAACAAUCUUUUGCCGUCUCGUCAGUUCGGAUACGUCGUCUUAACCACAAGUGGAGGAAUUAUGGAUCACGAAGAAGCCAGGAGGAAACAUCUUGGAGGGAAAAUACUUGGAUUUUUCUUUUAAUUUUUAUUUAAUUCAAUAAAAAUUUCUUAACAUCAUAA